Molecule: messenger RNA, 963 nt
Organism: Seriola dumerili (greater amberjack)
Lineage: Eukaryota; Metazoa; Chordata; Actinopteri; Carangiformes; Carangidae
Product: olfactory receptor 52K1-like
Exons: 1
Coding region: 1-963 (320 amino acids)
Biological process (GO): G protein-coupled receptor signaling pathway
Cellular component (GO): membrane
Molecular function (GO): olfactory receptor activity; G protein-coupled receptor activity
Source: RefSeq, a predicted model, not a curated record
AUGGACAACACGACAGCACUAACAUUCACAAUGACUGCAUAUGCUGUCAUGGAAAACUACAAGCACUGGAUGUUCACUGUAUUCCUCCUGCUUUAUCUCAUUAUCAUUAUUUUGAACAUAGUGCUCAUUACUGUCAUACACCAAAACAAAGACUUGCAUCAACCUAUGAAUGUGUUCUCAUGUAUGUUAUCCAUCAAUGAAAUAUAUGGCAGCACUGCAUUGUUACCUUCAGUUAUGGCUGUGCUCUUAUCUGAGACAUAUGAAAUCAGUGUGAAGUGGUGCAUGGCUCAAGUCUAUUUCCUACACACAUAUGCAAGUGCUGAGUUUUGCAUUUUAGCUGUUAUGGGAUAUGACAGAUAUGUUGCCAUCUGUUACCCAUUAUAUUACCACAGCAUCAUAUCUAAUUCAAAGGUAGUCAAGCUUGUUGCAUUAGCAGGUGUAUACCCCAUAGUUGUGUUUGGGAGUUUUUACUCACUAACCAUGCAGCUGGGCUUCUGUGGAAAAGUGAUGCCAAAAUUAUACUGUGUGAACAUGGAACUGGUCAAAAAUUCAUGUUCACCGGCAUCAUACAUUAGUAUUGUGGGACUUGUACUUGUUCUGUUUCUUGUUGUGCCUCAAGUACUGAUGAUUGUUUUUUCUUAUGUACAAAUUUCAAGAGUAUGUAUGAAAUUGUCACGAGAAUCUCAAUACAAUGCUCUUAAAACUUGUAUCCCACAUUUAUUAUCGUUGAUAAACUACACAAUCGGUUCCUUUUUUGAAAUUAUCCAAACUAGGUUUAACAUGAGUCAUGUAGCUGUUGAGGCACGGAUCUUCCUGUCUUUAUACUUUAUUAUCCUUCCACCAAUUGCCAACCCAGUGCUGUAUGGACUCGGUACUCAAAUAGUUAGAGUUCACAUUCUGAAACUGUUUAUUAGAUAUAAGAUCCUGCCAACACUGUUAGCAAAGGCAGUGACUGCAGCUUAG